AUGGCAAGGUUAUUGACGAAAUCCACUCAAGUAAUCGAUUUUCUAUCGGAUCAGCUCUCGCGAAGAAGUGCUCGACAUUUUUGGGAAACUCAAGAGAACUUGGAAUCGUCAAAUCCUUUACUGCAAGAACCACCGGAGAAUUAUAACAGUCUCAAUAUCUCAGACUUACCUCCAUUAUCAAGAAGUGUUACUGUUGCGGAAAAUGAACAGUCUGGAGAUGCAGUAAAGCUAGGAACUUUCGAAGGCUGUUUUAUACCUACCACUUUAAACGUCUUAUCUAUUUUACUUUAUUUGCGGUUUCCAUGGAUCGUAGGAGAAGCAGGAGUUUUAAAGACAUUGCUGAUGCUUGUUAUCAGUUACACCAUAGGAUUUCUCACAAGUUUGUCGAUAUCAGCAAUCUGCACAAAUGGUAUGGUACGAGGCGGUGGUGCAUACUAUGCUGUUUCUAGGUCUAUUGGUCCUGAAAUGGGUGGUUCCAUCGGCUUCAUUUUUUUCGUUGGUCAAAUUUUGAAUACUGGUAUGAACAUUUCCGGAUUUGUCGAGCCUGUGAUUGGUUUGGUUGGAAAAAAUUCUGGCACGAUUCUUAAACUUAUUCCAGAAGGAUUUUGGUGGAACUUUGCUUAUACUACUGUCGUGUUAAUCCUUUGUUGCAGUUUGUGUUGCUUAGGUUCUGCGACAUUCGCAAGAGCAUCGAAUGCACUGUUUAUACUCAUUAUCCUCUCUACCAUAUCCAUCCCCAUUUCAGCUAUGUUAGUCCGCCCAUUCAAGAAUCCUAGUCUAGAUCUUUAUUUUACAGGUUUAAAGUUAUCUACCUUUGUUGAGAACCUUCGUUCAUCCUAUACAAAAGACUUGAAUUCAAAUCUCCAAGAAUCAUUUAAAAGUACCUUCGGUGUUUUCUUUCCUGCGACUGCUGGUUUAUUAGCUGGCGCGAGUAUGUCCGGUGAUCUGAAGGCUCCUUCUCGUGCAAUCCCCAAAGGAACCCUUACUUCUCUGUUCACGACAUUCCUUUUAUACCUUACUGUUAUUCUUUGCAUCGGUGCAUCCGUUACUCGAUCCGGUCUUUUGUUUGACAUGGAAGUGCUUGAACAUAUUAGUUUGCAUCCUUUACUUAUUAUUUCGGGCAUACUAGCUAGUGGAGCGUUUAGUUCUUUUAUGGGUAUAUUCGGCGCCGCUAAGUUACUUCAAGCUAUCGCCCGUGACGACCUGAUUCCUGGCUUAUUUUUAUUUGCCAAAGGAUCUGAACAACAAGACAUACCGUUUCGAGCCAUCUUCCUAACGUAUGCGAUUACUCAACUUAGUCUUUACUGGGACAUAAACAUGCUUUCUUCAAUGAUAACAAUGACUUUUCUCUUGACCUUUGGAUUUAUUAACCUGGCCUGUCUAUUAUUAAGAUUGAGCAGCACUCCCAACUUUCGUCCUACCUUUUCAUUUUUCAAUCGGUUUACUACCGGAUUCGGCUGCGCUUUGUCAUUUGGUAUCAUGUUUUAUAUUGACCGAAUAAACGCGUUUGCCUCAUUCUUAAUUGCAGGAUUACUAAUCUUUGUCAUUUACUUCACAAGUCCUCCGAAAAACUGGGGAGAUGUUUCGCAAGGAAUAAUUUAUCACCAACUUCGAAAAUAUCUUCUGCAUACCAACAAAACAAAAGAGAAUAUAAAGUAUUGGCGCCCACAGAUUCUAUUGCUCGUUAACAAUCCAAACCGCUCAGAGAAUAUAAUCCGUUUUUGCAAUUCUUUAAAAAAAGGGUCUCUUUACAUUUUAGGGCAUGUAAUUGUCUCUAAGGAUUUUCAAGCCAGUAUGGAAGAAUUGCGAAAGCAGCAGCAACUUUGGCACGAGUUCAUACUUAAGAGAGAUAUCAAAGGGUUUGUUGAUCUUACUGUUGCACCCGACGAAGUAUGGGGGAUUCGUGGCCUUAUUUCAUCCGCUGGGCUGGGUGGUAUACGCCCGAAUAUUGCCGUACUUACUUUUAUUAAUACAAGAUACAAAAAGGUUGAUGCGGCCAAACACAAAGCCCUUAAAGAUGAUGACGACUCUUCAAGUAUGAGAGAUAUGUCGGAUUCCCACAUUGCUGAGCAUGCGAUUUUACCAGUCAAGUGGGUUCAGAUUUUGGAAGACAUUCUUGCCGGUCUUGUUGAUGUGAUGGUGACUUAUGGAUUUGAUCGACUGCAAUGGCCCCAGACAAAGGGAACAAAACGAUACAUUGAUAUGUUUCCCGUGCACAUGGCAUCAAAUUUGGAGUCACAUACGAAUAGAACGAGGCCUUUGUAUGCUACAAAUUUAGAGACUUACACAAUGGUUUUCCAAUUAAGCUGGAUAUUACACACAUCACCCGAGUGGAAACAAGGAUGCACAUUACGGCUGCUUACUAUUGUUGAGCACGAAAAUGAAAUUGAAGCUGAAAAACGAAGUUUGGAACAAUUGCUAGAGACAUUCCGGAUGAAAGCUGAAGUGAAAGUCUUAUGUCUUUCUUUGAGCAAUUUGGAUGCUUAUAGGUAUAUUUUAAAGAAUGAGCCCAUUUCACCUGAAAAAUCUGCCGAUAUCGAAGUCAUGCUGAACGAUGAUCCAUGGUGGAAUGAUCUUUCACGACACCGCAAUAAUUCGACGGCUUUCUCGAGGAAUAACAUAAUCCAUCGCAAACAAUCUGAUUUUAGUUUUGGGCCAUCUAGUGCUCGACAACGAAGUGCUCCACCGUUGAGCAUUCCUUUAAGUUUCCGACUUGGUCAAUCCCUAAAACAAGCUCACCCUUUUAGUCAACCUUCCUCCGUGGACGAUGAAGACGGCGCACCUCCUAAAGCUCAUCGAUAUUACUCUGAUAAUACCCUUGAGACACCUUAUGAUGUACGAUCGCAAUCAUCCAAUUCCAGCGAUGACCAAAGCAUGGAAAAUCAAAAAGAAAGUCCAGAUAUGGACGCUAAUUUUACCUUUAAUGAUCUUUCUUCAAGAGCCCAGUAUAUUAUUAUGAAUGAAAUGAUCAAGGAGCACACAAAAGAGACGGCGGUACUGUUUACUGUUUUACCUGCACCUCAUGCCAAAACAUAUCAGAAUUUUACUAAGUCAGAACAGUACGUGGAUGAUUUGCUUAUCUUCAUGAAGGGCCUACCUCCUUGUGGAUUAAUCCAUUCUAAAAGCCUUACUAUUACAACGGCACUAUAG
Molecule: messenger RNA, 3150 nt
Organism: Schizosaccharomyces osmophilus
Lineage: Eukaryota; Fungi; Ascomycota; Schizosaccharomycetes; Schizosaccharomycetales; Schizosaccharomycetaceae
Gene: vhc1
Product: vacuolar membrane cation-chloride cotransporter Vhc1
Exons: 2
Coding region: 1-3150 (1049 amino acids)
Biological process (GO): cell volume homeostasis; chloride ion homeostasis; potassium ion homeostasis
Cellular component (GO): membrane
Molecular function (GO): potassium:chloride symporter activity
Source: RefSeq, a predicted model, not a curated record